Molecule: messenger RNA, 1633 nt
Organism: Telopea speciosissima
Lineage: Eukaryota; Viridiplantae; Streptophyta; Magnoliopsida; Proteales; Proteaceae
Product: bZIP transcription factor 1-B-like
Exons: 13
Coding region: 161-1384 (407 amino acids)
Biological process (GO): regulation of DNA-templated transcription
Cellular component (GO): nucleus
Molecular function (GO): sequence-specific DNA binding; DNA-binding transcription factor activity
Source: RefSeq, a predicted model, not a curated record
CUCUCUCUCUCUUGUACUCUUAGGGUUUGUCUUUUUCGUUGUUUCUGUGUUUCAGUCUCAGAGGAACAAAGAGGAUUUUGCAGAGUUUAAAAGGGGACACAUUAUCCACUUAUAAGGAAUGAAUUUAGAUAAUAUCUAAGAUAUCCGACAAUCUUCAAUCAUGGGGAAUGCAGACGCGGAAGCUUCAACAAAGACACCAAAGUCGUCUUCAGCUCAGGAGCAGCCUCUGGCUAGCAGCCCUGCCACAGUUUACCAUGACUGGGCUUCACUUCAGGCAUACUAUAACUCCGCUGGAACCCCCCCAAUGCCACCACCUGGGUUCUUUCCUUCUCCUGUUGCGUCCAGUCCUCAAGGUCAUCCUUAUAUGUGGGGACAGCACCUAAUGCCUCCAUAUGGCACACCGCCACCUCCAUAUGUUGCCAUGUAUACGCAUGGGGGUCUCUAUGCACAUCCAUCUCUCCCGCCGGGAUCUCAUCCAUAUAGCCCCUAUGCAGUGCCUUCCUUGAAUGGAACAGCUGAAGCUUCUGUUCCUGCUGGUGGCAAAGAUGGAGAGGAUAAAGCAGGUGACCGCAAGAGCAGGAGUCCUCUGAAGCGAUCUAAAGGAAGCUUAGGAAGCCUGGGUAUGCUUACCGGCAAGGGAAAUGAGAUGGGAAAGGCAUCUGGGGCAUCUGCCAGUGGUGGCAUUUCUCAGAGUGGGGACAGUGGAAGUGAAGGUUCAAGUGAAGGAAGUGAUGCGAAUUCACAAAAUAGUUCUCAGCAAAAGCUAUCUGGUGAACAAGGUUCAGCUGAUGCUGUGGCCCAGAAUGGGAGCACUGCUUGCAGUGUCUCAAAUAUGGUUACACAGACGCCUCCAACCCAAGGGAUCUUGAACCAAAGUAUGGUAAUGGCUGUUCCACCGAAUGGUGUCUCUGGUCCAACAACAAACCUGAACAUUGGAAUGGACUAUUGGGGAGGGUCUGCACCAACAUCUGUUGCUCCAGCCCGAGGCAAGGUCCCUGCUUCUGCAGCCAUAGUCCCUUCCGGUCAAAUAGAAACUCGAGAUGGUGUUCCUACAGAACUCUGGAUACAGGAUGAACGAGAACUUAAGAGGCAAAGAAGGAAACAGUCAAACAGGGAGUCAGCACGGCGUUCAAGAUUGAGGAAACAGGCUGAGUGUGAAGAACUUGCCCAGCGUGUGGAAACACUAAGAGAGGAAAACAGUUCACUCAGAGAAGAGCUGGAGCGUUUGCGGGAAGACUGCGAAAAACUGACAUCGGAGAAUGCCUCUCUAACUGAGAAACUUCAGAAACAUAAGGGACAGGACUCUGGAGUGGAUGGUAUUAAUGAUCUUCCAGAUUCCGAUCCCCAAACAGUGGCUAACACAGAUCCAAUGGAAAAGAGAUAGUUGAGAGCUGGUAAUAUGAAGUUUGAACACGUCGUAGAGCUGACCUCUGGUGGUAUUAGUUUGCCCUCUGUUUCCCUCUUCUUUUUUUUUUGUGCAGGAGAGAGGGGUCGCUAUAGGAUUUAGAUGUAAUGGGAUAUACAGGUGGCUAUUCAAUUACAACUAAUUAAAGGGUUAUAGAGAUAAUGUAUUAUUAGAGAAAUCUAGUUAUUAAGUUGUUAAUCGGAUCUGUUCACGGGAGAGUAAUCCCCC